AUGCAUGAUGUGGGAGUGAUUGAGGUAAAUGAUAACAGAACUGAAAGGCCUGGUGGAAGCAGUGCCUGCAUAGAUAAAUAUUGCGACGAGACUAGUGGGCCUGGCGAGUACAGAGCGCUCGACAAAAAUAUGGUAGAAAUGGGAGUGCCUGAUGAACAGUCUGCACUCAAUCAACAUGAACAAGGCGGACACACGUUGGAUCAAGUCGAUGACCAGCAAGCAGAUGAUACAGACAUUGUGAUUUGUCAAUUAUACUAUAAAUCUCUUUUACAUGUGGAUAUGAAAGUACAGGAUGCAGGCAUAACUGCUGUAGUAGACACUGCUGCUGAAGUAAGCUUAAUAUCUUUUGAACUCUUUGAAAGUUUAGAUCCAAAACCAAAAACCAUUAUGCGAGUAAAGAUGUACACCGCUGGCAAAGGACUUAUAAUGAAUGGUUUAAUUGUGGGGCCAGUGAAAUUAAAAUUGGGUUCAUUGGUGAUUGAAGAAAAUAUAUAUGUGUCCCCAAUUAGAGAUCAGAUGCUUUUGGGUCUUGACAACAUGCUGAAAUAUAACAUAGCAGUUGAUAUUCCACAAAAGAUGUUGAGAUUCAGUAAUGAAUGUGUUCCCAUGCUCACAAAUGCGGGAAUGUCGAAAAGUGAUGUGACUGUUUCAAAGUAUUUAGGUGACCAACAACAGCAGCAAAUGAAGUGUCUACUGAUAGAGUUUGAGGAUGUUUUUGCUCUAGAUGAAUUUGAUCUUGGGAAUUUUACUGCUGUUCAACAUGAAAUUGAGACUGAGAUGGCACGUCCAGUAAAGAGCAAGAUAAGACGCACUCCAAUGGGGUUCGCUGCUGAAGAGGAGGAGCACUUAAAUAAAAUGCUUAAAACCAAACCAAAGGUAGGGUUUCUGGGCCGUUGGGUAGGUCCUGGUGGUAUGGAAGUUAGUGAUGCAGACAUUAAGGUGGUGAAACAGUGGAAGAGGCCAGUCAGUACUAGAGAGGUGGAGCAAUUUUUAGGACUCGUGAACUACCAUCGAACUUUCAUUCCUAAUCUCGCUAAAGUAGCUGUUCCGUUGUAUGCCAUAACAGGGAAACGUGAAUAUACCUGGCAAGCAAAACAAGAUGAGGCAUUUCAACAGCUGAUGACGUCACCCCCUGUGCUCGCGCUGCCGAACAGUAAGGAUCCAUUUGUCCUUGACACAGAUGCUUCAGACAGAGCGGUCGGGGCAGCGCUGAGCCAGAUUCAAGAUGGAAAAGAACGAGUAUUCUCAUUCGCCUAUUUAGCUUGUGGCCAGAACAGAGAAAUUACUGUACAACACGAAAAGAGUUAUUGGCUGUCGUUAGAUUCAUACGCCAUUAUCGACAUUAUUUACUUGGUCGUCCAUUCAUAA
Molecule: messenger RNA, 1368 nt
Organism: Mya arenaria
Lineage: Eukaryota; Metazoa; Mollusca; Bivalvia; Myida; Myidae
Exons: 3
Coding region: 1-1368 (455 amino acids)
Source: RefSeq, a predicted model, not a curated record